AUACGUGGUGGGUUCACCAUAAACCAUGCUCUUUCAACUAGGAUGAAAAUGGAAAAAAUCAACCCCCACACUCUCCCACUUUCUCUCUUACUCUUCAUCAUUCCUUCUUUAAUUCUGUCUUUGCUUCUUUCUUCUUCUUCUUCUUCCUCUUUCUCUUUUUACAAUUCAGACCCUUGGUUUUCUUGUUUGCCUUUGGGGGGCUCAAAGGUGGUUGAACCCCAUCAUUUUCCAUUCGUUUUUACGUUACCAGAAGACUAAAAGGAUCCUGCUUUGCUUUUGAACUCCCUUCAUUUUCCGUUCGUUUUUAGUUGGAAAUGGGAGGUGAAACGGAAAACGACAGAUCAUCCGAAACGAAACUAGAAGCUAAACUGCUUGAAGCCAUGAAGCGAAGGGCAUCUGCAGGAACUGCAAUGAAAUCCUUUAACACCGUAAUCUUAAAAUUCCCUAAAAUCGAUGAGAGCUUAAGGAAGUGCAAAGCUGUUUUUGAGCAGUUUGAUGAGGAUUCAAAUGGUGCAAUUGACCACGAAGAGCUGAAAAAGUGUUUCCAACAGCUUCAAGUUUCUUUCACAGAGGAGGAGAUAACCGAUCUCUUCAACGCAUGCGAUAUCAAUAAGGAUAUGGGAAUAAAAUUCAAUGAGUUCAUUGUACUCCUUUGCCUGGUUUAUCUUCUCACAUACAAUGCUAAUGGACAUGAAUCUAAAUUAAGAAUCGGAAUGCCGGAUUUGGAGGCCACAUUCGAAACUUUCGUCGACUCGUUCGUGUUCUUAGACAAGAACAAGGAUGGUUUCGUCAGCAAGAAUGAGAUGGCUCAAGCCGUCAAUGAAUCCGGGGAGCGAUCGGCCGGAAAACUAGCCAUGAAAAGAUUUGAAGAAAUGGACUGGGAUAAAAAUGGAUCGGUGUGUUUCAAAGAGUUUCUUUUUGCAUUCACAAAUUGGGUCGGAAUCGACGACACCGAUGACGAAGAAGAUUAAGAAGAAUAAGGGAUUGUCUGAAUCAACUUAUAUAUACUCUAAAUUAUGAU
Molecule: messenger RNA, 1021 nt
Organism: Hibiscus syriacus
Lineage: Eukaryota; Viridiplantae; Streptophyta; Magnoliopsida; Malvales; Malvaceae
Product: probable calcium-binding protein CML21
Exons: 4
Coding region: 315-971 (218 amino acids)
Molecular function (GO): calcium ion binding
Source: RefSeq, a predicted model, not a curated record